GGCUAGAACAUACUUCCGUAGUCCAUCCAUGAGAGACUUUUGUUGAGACUUCUCUCUGUACUAAAUUCUGGAAACGUCGAUCGAUCAACCGAAUCAAAGCAAAAGAAUUUGCGUGAAAAUGGCGAACCCGCUUCGAUGCCAGAGAAUCGGCUGUAACGCUACUUUCACGGAAGAUGAUAAUCCCCAAGACUCCUGCACUUAUCAUGAGUCGCCUCUGUUUCAUGAUGGUAUGAAAGAAUGGAGCUGCUGCAAAAAAAGGAGUCAUGAUUUCACCUUAUUUCUGGAAAUUCCAGGAUGCAAGACAGGCAAACACACAACUGAAAAGCCAGUGAUAGCAAAAAAGGCUACCCCUGCUGCUCCAAAACAAGCAAUCAAAACUCCAUCUCCUUCAACUAAAGAAUCUUGCCCUAGAUGUCGUCAAGGAUUCUUUUGCUCUGACCAUGGGUCACAAGUGAAAGUUAUGAAUACAAAACCUUCAUAUCAACCUCAAUCUACUACUUCAGAGAAGGUUAAUUUAGAUUUGAAGGAAAGUGGGAAAACUCCAGUGAAGAAAAUUGUUGACAUAAACCAGCCUCAGAUCUGCAAAAACAAGGGAUGUGGUCAAACUUUCAAGGAAAUUGAUAACCAUGAGACUGCUUGUAAUUACCAUCCUGGCCCUGCUGUCUUCCAUGACCGAAUGAGAGGGUGGAAAUGCUGUGAUGUUCAUGUGAAGGAGUUUGAUGAGUUCAUGGGCAUUCCACCAUGUGCUAAGGGAUGGCAUGAUGCAGAGGCAGCAUCAUAACAAAUGAGGACAUGAAAAUUUAGGUAUUUACUAUAUUCAAUUUGCAACUGAAACUGUCUUCUGUUAUUAUGUUGUAGAACCAAUUGCUUCUUUCAACAGGUAUUAAUAUUAAGCUGCACCUUUCUUCUUACUUUUUCAAGCUUUAUAUAAUGAUGAAGCUUGUUGAGUUUGUUAUAAGUUUAGGUU
Lactuca virosa is the source of this 967-nucleotide messenger RNA. NCBI's taxonomy places the organism in Eukaryota, Viridiplantae, Streptophyta, Magnoliopsida, Asterales, Asteraceae. The record is from the annotation of a GenBank genome assembly.